UCGAGAAAAACAAAAUCAUGUGGACUGUGGACACGAGUGUGACAAAUAAAUUUUUUUGAAUUAAAUAAUUAAUUAACAAACAAUAAAAUCAUUGAAUAAUUUUUUUAAAUGAUAAAUAUGUAAACUAAAUAUAUGUAAUAUAUAUAUGAAGUAGUGAAAAUAGUAUUGGUUAAAAAAAUUUGUAAUUUUGUUUUUUAAAUUUAAUGUUUGAAAUUUAAUUUGUUGUGAUAAAGAAUUGAAAUAAAUAAUAAAAUGGUCGUAAAUGCAACAGAACAUGGGAUUCAAGCGGACGUUAUUUUUGUGAUAGAAGGGACCGCAGCCAAUGGCGCAUAUUUUAAUGACUUGAAGACAAAUUAUUUAAUACCGACAUUGGAGUACUUCAACCAGGGUAACAUUGAAGAUCGGGAAUACGUUACGGAAAAUAGCACGACGCGGUAUGGAAUCGUUAUCUAUCAUGCUGCUGAUUGUUUACCGAGACCGUGCACUGACACAUUUGGCCCGUACUCGAAUCCCCAUAAAUUAUUGCAACGACUAGAUAAUUUAGAAAUGGUCGGCGGCCGCGGAGAAUCUCACGCAAAUAUAGCAGAAGGUCUCGCAACAGCUCUGGUGGGCUUCGAAAAUCUCCAAUUGGAACGAGAGCCCAGCACCGCAUCUCAGAAGCACUGCAUCCUCGUCUGCAACUCGCCACCUUAUCAGAUCUCCGUCCAAGAAACCGCCAAAUUCCUUGGCUGCACAAUCGAAUCCCUCCCGCCGCUCUUCCAAAAACGCAACAUCAACCUCUCGUUAGUCUCUCCCCGAAAAAUACCCGAGUUCUUCAAACUACUCGAGCUCGCCAUGGGUGAUCCCCAAAGCUCGCAGAUAAAGAACUACGCCAAAGACCCUCGCAAUCUCGUACUCCUCCACAACCUCAACCUGAAAGAGCGAGCCGAGAACCCAACAAACGUAACUCCAGUCCAUACGGCAGCUGCAAACACAGUCCAGAUUCCCUCGAGUCCAGUUCCAGUCCACGACAGUCCCAACACAAAUCAACCCAACGCAAACAUCCCCCAGCAUCCAGCACCACAGAACCCUGCGUUCAGAAACGCGACUCCGAUAAACCUCGGGUUCAAUCAUGGGGCCACUGUCCAGUCUAACAGUCAAGGCGCUGCCUUGAUUGCCCAGUUGGCGCAGCCACCGACAGCCCUGACGAGUAUCAAUGUUCCCUUCAACCAACGUAUGGAAGCCAAUGGAAUGCAACCCAGUGCCCCGGCACCUCAGGCUCCUCAGCAGAACCAGCAGGCCCAGCUUACCCCCCAGCAACAACAACAAAUUCGCAGCAUGUAUCUGCAGCAGCAACAGCAGCAACAGUUACAGCAGCAGACGAUGCAAAUCGCACCGAUAGCUGCUGUCAGUUCCACUGGAACUUCUGGACCAACUUCAGUUCAGCAGAAGGUUACGCAGACUACUGCAGCAGCGCCUCAGCAUCAGCCUGUGGCGGCUGGUGCUGGACAGGUCACGACCAGAGAGCGGCCUCCUAUUUGGCAGGGAGUACUCGAGUGGCCGGAAAUGGCCAAGAAUCCAACGGACGCCCAGAAGCAGACCCGUCAGGUUCUGUGUCGAGUGACUGCUAAUCCUAAGGACAGCGAGCCGGAGUUGAAAGCUGAUUCCUGGCCGGGUAAAUUGACAAUGCAUCUGAUGCCCAAGCAGCUGUUUGGUAGCAUAGGCGGCGGUUAUUUGAAAAACUCAAAGAGCGUUUUGUUUCAUCCGACACCUUGUGAAGCUUUGGAAUCUUUGACUAAAAUAAUGAGCUUAGGAUUCGCGGGUUGCGUUUAUAUUACAUCUGCUUCGGCUCUACCGGCGUGUGAAUUUAAAGUUCUGAUUUUACUUUACUAUGCUGAGAAACGAACAUAUAGAGGAUUUAUUCCUAAUGAUCAGGCGGCAUUUGUUGAUAGGAUUAGAAAAGCCAUUCAGCAUCAAAAGUCAUCUCCAGCUGCCUCUAGAGGGCAGAUUCUCCCGCCAUCUGCUGGAGGUCCAAGUGGAUCUUCGACUGCUACGAGUGUUCCGCCGCAGACCACCGCAGCGGCGCCUCAGCAUCAACCGGUGACGGCUGGUGCUGGACAGGUCACGACUAGAGAUCGGCCUCCUAUUUGGCAGGGAGAACUCGAGUGGCAUGAAAAGGCCAAGAAUCCAACGGACACCCAGAAGCAGACCCGUCAGGUUCUGUGUCGAGUGACUGCUAAUCCUAAGGACAGCGAGCCGGAGUUGAAAGCUGAUUCCUGGCCGCGUAAGUUGACAAUGCAUCUGAUGCACAAGCAGCUGAUUAAUAGCAUAGGCGGCGAUUAUUUUAAAAACUCAAGGAAGGUUGUGUUCCAUCCAACACCUUGUGAGGCUUUGGAAUCUUUGACUGAAAUUAUGAGCGCAGGAUUCGCAGGUUGCGUUCAUUUUACAUCUGCGGCGGCUUCGUCAGUGUGUGAAAUUAUAGUUCUGAUUUUAAUUUACUAUGCUGAGAAACGAGCAUAUAUAGGAUUGAUUCCUAAUGAUCAGGCGGCAUUUGCUGAUAGGAUCAGAAAAGUCAUUCAGCAAAAGUCAUCUCAAGCUGCCUCUAGAGGGCAGAUUUUUCCGCCAACUGCUGGAGGUCCAAGUGGACCUUCGACUGCUACGAGUAUUCCGCCGCAGAUGCCGCCCGCGGGAGGUAUCGUUUCUCAGGGAGGAAUCAUGAUGUCGCAGACCAAUACCAUGACUAUGGGAGGUGGCCAGAUCACCCAAGUUCCUACUCAGCAACAGGGACUGGCCAACCAGCAGCCUAAUCAGGGUCAGAUGAACUUGCAGGGCGCGAUGGCUCAGCAGGGGGUUGAGAAUUCAGGCGCGGGUAUGAUCAGUGGACAUCAGCAGCAGCAGAGACAAAUGUAUGAAAAUAAUUCUAAAGCUGCCAGGCAGCAGAAUUUGAUGAAGAUUCAUCAGCUGAAACAGACUCUGGAGGCUGCUCAACAACAGGAAGCUCAAUACAAAUCUCAGUAUGGAGUUAAUAUUCAACAAAAUUUAGAGGUCGCGCAACAGCCAGAAAUGCAAUUUGAGCAGCAAAUUGAGGCUCAACAACAAGCACAGAGAGGAUUAAACCCAAAUGCUGGUAUGGCUGGACAGCAACCGAAUGCUCAAAGAAUGAUGAGACCAGCGAUAACUAGUAAUUUACAGCUGCGACAUUUACUUCAGCAGCAACACAAUCCACAACAAGUUCUAGGAAUGCAGCAACAAAUGGUCGGACCGCGAGGACAAAUAAACGUACGGCCAAUUAACAACAAUAAUCAACCAAAUCAGCAGUUUGAUGACGUUUCGAAUUACGACUUUAAUAGAUAAUUUGUUAUUCAAAAUUAUAAUAACUUAAUGAAUGUUAUUUUGUAAAUAAGUGUAAUAUUGAAUAAAUAA
Microplitis mediator is the source of this 3402-nucleotide messenger RNA. RefSeq names its product mediator of RNA polymerase II transcription subunit 25-like. The record is from RefSeq and is a predicted model, not a curated record. NCBI's taxonomy places the organism in Eukaryota, Metazoa, Arthropoda, Insecta, Hymenoptera, Braconidae. Gene Ontology annotation, cellular component: transcription regulator complex; mediator complex. The coding region runs from base 253 to 3333 and encodes 1026 amino acids. The transcript is spliced from 5 exons. Gene Ontology annotation, biological process: positive regulation of transcription by RNA polymerase II.